Messenger RNA from Aaosphaeria arxii CBS 175.79, 900 nucleotides. RefSeq lists its product as uncharacterized. NCBI's taxonomy places the organism in Eukaryota, Fungi, Ascomycota, Dothideomycetes, Pleosporales. The record is from RefSeq and is a predicted model, not a curated record. The coding region runs from base 1 to 900 and encodes 299 amino acids. The transcript is spliced from 2 exons.
AUGGCGAACGACGGGAAAUCUCCCGCCGAGUUGCCUCCUACCAGACCCUACAAUUCGCCCUCCUUCCGCCGAGACAGUCGAGCUCGUAGCAACUCCUCCCGUGCUUCGGCUUCUUCUCCCAGGCUCGAGUCUCCUCGCACCUUGUGCCCCAAAGAUGGCGACGCAUUCUGCUACAAGCCCUGCCAUCUCCCAGCUUGGUACCUUUCCGAUAAGCUCUGGAAUGCACUACCCCAGCAGUUCCGGGCCGUGGUCACCGACAUGCAGCACGCUGGUGCUGCUGUCUCAACCGGGUUUGAGCGUGUCCAAAUUCUUGGUCGGGAAGCCAAAAAAUCAAGCACCGACAGCGCCGUGGUGGAGGACUCUGCCCUCUCCACCAUUGACAUGCUUCCAAUCAUCCCUCGUACGCUCCCAAAGCUUCGAACGGAUAGUGUGUCAAGCAGUCAGCCAGAUUCAAGCAACAGGUCCCAAGUCCAGUCACUGUCACCCUCUUCGUCAUUUGGUCCUAGCUCGCCCCCGCACAUGUCAACUUCAGAUGGCCCCUCUCCGGUCUCUCCAAUGUGCCUGACUCCCUUGGACGCACCGACCAACAAGCCCCUCGACGGCCUGAAGCGCGAAAGGUCAUUCUCGACCCCUCUCGAGCCAACUGAUGCCUACUAUGCCACCGAACUUUCCCAACUUCGCACCGAAGCCAUGCCGCGCUUGCGCCACAAGAUCCGCAAGGUUGAGAGUGACUGGGCAGACGUGAAGCGUACCCAUGUCCUCGAUAAAGAGCAAACCAACUCCAUGGAGAACUGGCUGGCCCAUAAGAAAGUGGACACGCUCGAAGUCGACGAAGCAAGCAAGACUCUCGCUGAUGCCAUCGGCUUGACCCCCAACGGCAUGGGCUGGACCGCACCGUAG